Molecule: messenger RNA, 2269 nt
Organism: Gaeumannomyces tritici R3-111a-1
Lineage: Eukaryota; Fungi; Ascomycota; Sordariomycetes; Magnaporthales; Magnaporthaceae
Exons: 4
Coding region: 489-1949 (486 amino acids)
Biological process (GO): G protein-coupled receptor signaling pathway
Cellular component (GO): cytoplasm
Molecular function (GO): guanyl-nucleotide exchange factor activity; G-protein alpha-subunit binding
Source: RefSeq, a predicted model, not a curated record
CGACACCGUCCCCAAUUCAAUCGUCAUCCGUGCGUCUCGAGUAACCACCCCCACGAGACCAAAGACAGCAGAUUGAUGAGCAAACACUUGAGACCAAGAUUUGGCCUGCCACGCGAUCCACUAUACCGGGUAUCCAAAUCUGCCCCAAAGGGCUGAAUUCGUCAAGUCAGCGAUCCAAGGACGGCCUGGCACAGAGCAGUCCAUUUCUCUAUCCAAUAUCUCCAAGUCUACCACAAACCAUCAUCAUUCAAGUCUCCAAGGACCAGGGAGUGGAGAACAGUUUGUGCUGUCAAACCCCAGUGAAUUGAACCGACGGGUCUGGGAUCAAGACCGGCGCUCGCUUCCUUCCAUCUUGCCGUCUCCAUACUCUAUAUCACACGUGUGUGCUGCACAACCCGAAACCUACCUAGUGUAGCUACCUUCCGCUUGAUAAAGCUACAGCCAGUGUUCUAAAAGCUAGAACGGCAGAUUCACGGCUCGGGUCGGAAAUGGCACAGGCACUCUUCACUGGCACCCUAACGGGCUCAGCCAAACGAUCCGCCGUCCAGAGCCUAUUGGACAAGUUGACUCUGGACUUAAAGGAGCAAAAUCUCAGCCCCCAGGAUCGAGACGCGGCUCUUGAGGAGCUCAAGAUCUACGGCAGGGAUCCCAGAGACGCGGACCCCAUCUUCACGAAAGAGGGGAUAGCAGCACUGUUGGCUCAUGCCUUUGACAGCGCCUCAGACACAACCUCGCGCAAUGCUCUCAGAUGUCUAGCGAAUGCCAUGGUUCUCAGCCCUGCGUCGAAGAAGUUUCUGUUUGACCUGGGCUACGAGUCCAAGGCGUGCGCCAAGCUCAAGAACGACAGCUGGGACGAUGAGUUCCUGAUAUCGAGGAUUCUGCUGCUCGCGACUUAUGUCCCUGGCAUCGACCAGGCGGCACUCAUCACCAAAUACGACCUCGCAGAUUCCAUCGUCAAAAGGCUUGCGAGGCAUGCCGAGAUUCCAUCAUCCAAGGUCAAAGAGGACCCAAUGGAGGACAUGGCUCUAGCGGAGACCCUCAAGCUUCUCUUCAACCUUGGGCACUUCUGCCCCGAACAACGUGGCGAGCUUGCUCCGGCGAUCCCUUCCGUCGUGAAAAUGAUAUAUUCUCGGCCACUACCAGCUGGGAAACCACUCGACCCUCCGUUUGGGCCAUUGGUAAACGCUUUAGUUGACAUGGACUUGCGUAACGACGAUGCGAAUUCUGCCCUCUUCCCCGGAGGCGCGCCCAGCAGACUCGUGGAGAGGAUGAUUCCGAUCCUAGGCUCGUCACUGAGGAGUUACCGCGAGAAUGAGAUGGAGGCCACCAUUGCCCCUCUGGUCGGCGUGCUAGGUCGCAUAUACGAGGUUGCGCCGGAGGCGGAGCAGCAGUUGAUGCGGGAAAAGCUGCUCCCGGCCAAGGAGGACAGGGAGCAAGUGCUUGGAAGCAGCGGGAGUCUGCCCUCGAGGCUGCUCAAUAACUCGACAAACCCGCUCGCGCCCGAGCUGGGGAAGAGCAUCUCGCACCUGCUCUUCGACCUGUCCGGCAGAGAUGCGAUGAAGUUCAUCGAGAACGUGGGCUACGGCUUCGCGUCCGGCUUCCUCUUCUCAAACAACAUCGAAGUCCCAGAUGGGGCGCUGGGGGCGGCAGGCAGCAGCUCUGGCACCGCGAGCGGUUCGGGAGGAAAGGACGUCAACCCGAUCACGGGCCAGUUCUUGGACGCCGAGAACCUCCCGGAGAUGCCGGCCAUGACGCAGGAAGAGAAGGAGCGAGAGGCCGAGAGGCUGUUUGUUCUAUUUGAGAGGCUCAAGAAAACUGGAAUCGUCGACGUCCAGAACCCGGUCGAGAAGGCAUUCCAGGAGGGUCGCUUCGAGGAGCUAGACGAUGACUACGACGAGGACGAGGACAAGAAGCAGGGUAGCGAUGGGGGCACAGGUAAGAAGCCAUAGUCGGAGCAUGAUUGGGAGUAGCCAAGGAGGCUCUGUGGCUUGAUCUGUCCGUGUUCCCCGCCAAUGAAAACCCUAGCUCGGGCAUUAUGUUUUCAAUCUGCACAAACAGAUAUUGCAGUAUGUGAACAAGGUCGCGCUUCGACAAUGUGCCUGGGAAAUGCUCCCACCCCGCGCACAAAAAAGCUGGCACCUUAUAGGUCCUGAGGAUUAGAAUUUGGUAAUUUGAGACUUUCCUAUUCCUGUUUUCUUCGUGUUUUAUUCCAUUUCUUAUCCAUGUUUUCAUCCUUAUUGGUAUUCGAAUUUCCAUUGACGGCUGUUCC